Messenger RNA from Podospora anserina S mat+, 546 nucleotides. RefSeq lists its product as uncharacterized. The transcript is spliced from 2 exons. Gene Ontology annotation, molecular function: carbon-sulfur lyase activity. The record is from RefSeq and is a predicted model, not a curated record. Bases 1 to 546 code for a protein of 181 amino acids. NCBI's taxonomy places the organism in Eukaryota, Fungi, Ascomycota, Sordariomycetes, Sordariales, Podosporaceae.
AUGGCCUCUGGUACCGCUGACAAGUCGAAGCCCUACGUCCCGCUUGCCGGCCUCGCCGGGGACGGUUGGUACAAGGACGGCAAGGCGACAGCCACCUGCUACUGUGGCACGGUGCAGCUCAUUGUAUCCCUCGACGGCGUCGUCAACACCUUUGUCUGCAACUGCGCCGACUGCCGCAAGAUCACCGCGUCCAUGUUCGCCAGCAACUUCACCGUCAAGAACUCCCACUUUGAGUACGCGCGCGGGAAGGACCGUCUCAAGACGUUUAGCCAGUCCCAGACGAUCGCUUCGGGCAAGGCGAUGACCAACUACUUCUGCGAGAACUGCGGUACGCUCAUGUACCGUGUUGGCGAGCGCUUUCCUGGAGUGAGCAUCCUGCGCAUUGGCACUGUUGACGACUUUUCGUUGCAUGAGACCAGGCUUCGGCCACGACAGGAGCAUUGGACUAAGGACCGUGUCUGCUGGUUUACGGGAGUCCAGGGGAUAGAGGAGACUUUUGAGGUUCAGGGGCGAGGGGGAAGAAACGGAGGCAUCAGCAAUCUUUAA